GAGGAGGAUGGAGGCGGUGGUGUUCGUUUUCUCUCUCCUGGAUUGUUGUGCGCUCAUAUUCCUUUCCGUCUACUUCGUAUCCUUGCCUGAGGCAGGCGGAAGCGAGUAUAAUUACAUUGUCUGAUUUAGAAUGUGAUUACAUUAAUGCUAGAUCAUGUUGCUCGAAAUUAAACAAGUGGGUAAUUCCAGAAUUGAUCGGCCAUACCAUUGUCACUGUAUUAAUGCUCAUUUCAUUGCACUGGUUCAUCUUUCUUCUCAACUUGCCUGUUGCUACUUGGAAUAUAUAUCGGUUCAUCAUGGUGCCAAGUGGUAACAUGGGAGUGUUUGAUCCAACAGAAAUACACAAUCGAGGGCAGCUGAAGUCACACAUGAAAGAAGCCAUGAUCAAGCUCGGCUUUCACUUGCUCUGCUUCUUCAUGUAUCUUUAUAGUAUGAUUUUAGCUUUGAUAAAUGACUGAAGCUGGAGCGGCCGCGGCUGAAGCUCGCCUACACUACCGUGCACGGAGGAGCCAGGCUACUUCGAUCAUCCUUAGAACCGUGACCAUAGCAGUAUAUUUUUCCUCUUUGAACAAAAAAACUAUUUUUGCUGUAUUUUUACCGUAUAAAGUAUUUAAAAAAUAUGAAUUGAGUUUUUGUAGAUUUCUGGUUCUCAACUUUAGCCACACCCCAGCAAGUAAAGGUGACUUGUCAUCAUCUGUAUGUUGAAGACGGUUGUUUGUAUCUAGGAGCGGGGCCGCCAUUCCAGCCUUGCAUGCCAGAGGAAGAAAGGAAACACCGUAACAGAAGCUUACGAGAUGAGCAAAGCUGCUCUUCAGGUCUGCCGAAAGCCAGAGUGCAAAACCGCACUGCUGAUCCGGACAAAGGAGAGCAAAGCUCGGUGUCGUUUCUGCCUGUGUCAUGGCAGCUCCCUAGGUUUCAUACGGUGUGAAGAUGUGUGGGACUGCCAGCUGAUGGAAAAAUGACGUUUCAAAAUACAUAUGUAUUUCUUUGCAGAAUCUGUGAAACCUUAUAAGCCAUUUGCCCAGGUACAAUGUAAUUCCUGCUUCUACAAAGGAAAAAUAAAUCAAAAAAGCAAAAUUUUAUCAAGAGCUUUUAUUUAAAAGCCACUACCUCCACAGUCUCCUUCAAACCCAAACAAUCCCACUGGCUCUUGUCGGGUCUUGUUUUUGUAUUGUAUUGUAAUCGUUCCAAGUAGUAUUUGAUCUCUUAGAUAUAUUUUUUAAUGGGUUUGGAGGGUGAUUUGGUAGAAGAUGCUCAUCAGAUUAGAAGCAGGGAAUAGUCAAUUCUCUUGUCAGUGAAUCUGAGCUAUUAGUGUUCUGCUUCUGCACUGAUGACUUUGUGAACUGGGAGACCCAGUAUAAGCCACCUCAUGGGAAUGGCAGUAUCCAACCAAACUCUGUUCCUUGGAGCUAUGUUUGUAAACUCUUGCUGUUGGUAAGAGCAGUUAACCUCUUCAGCUCUUUUUGCCACCUCUCUCCUAGGAUAAGGUAAACCUGGCAUUUUAUUCUCAGUUCUAGUUUGUGCUUCAAUGUUGCUGUCUUAAUAUUGGCAUUUAGGCAAAAUGUGACUGUGUUUUACGGCAGAGUCCACAGGGAUUCUUUACUCCGGUGAGACAGAUUUGGGCAGCUAAACAAGGUGUGUGGUCACCAAAAGAUUAAAUGUGUGUUUUUUAGCCCUAGACUAAGUCUAACCUUGGCAGAAGCAAGGGAGCCACUAAGCUAAACUCUAGAUAGAAAGACCCACAUUUCAGGAUGGAAGUAGUGCCCUGGAAGUAAAUGAACAGUGAAAUGGUAGCUAAGGCAAACUUGGUUCAGUUGGCCUCUUUGAGUUCUCUGAAAUUGCCCCUUGUGAUAAUCUUGUAUUCCUGCUAGGCAGAGGGCCAAGAAGCUAUAACAGAAUUACUUCGCUUGCAUCUCUUUUCCUUACUGUUUCCCUUGGAGGUACCUUCCUCUGUUUAAAAAUCAGGUCCGCACUCUGCCUUUCCCCCUAACUUCCAGGGCCUCUCCAUGUUCUGCUCGAGCUGUUAAAGUAUUGACGCCUCUGGAGCACUGAAAUCCUUAGAACUGAGAGACACGCAAGCUACUUCAAGAAGCCCAAAGGUGACCAAAAUGUUUAAUCCUCUCAUGCAAGUAUUCUUAAUAACCAAAAUAGAAACUCAUGCCAUUGAGAGGGACUCUGUCAGGCAUAAAUUGCUGAGGCCAAGCGGUCAGAAAGGUGCCUUGUUUAUAAGAUAGUAAAGAAGCUCUUCUGAUACAUUAACUGUGGUUAAAAACAAGCAACCCUUCCUUCUUGUAUUGCUUGUAUGUAUCAAAGUCAGGAAAGGUAACUAGUUUCUUUGUUUUCAUUUCUGUUUAGAAGUUCUUAUACAAAUGGUGUGAGGGGGGAAAAGUAAGCAUUGACUUUAAAAGCUAUGCUUACAGUGCUAACGGUUGAUUUCCCAUGCUUUUCCGAAAUUGGAGAGCUGCAGAGGACCUUGGAGGUCAUCUAGUCUGACAUCUUUAUCUUAGAGAACUGAGGCCUGAAGAGAUUGCCUGAGGUCUCAUCACGAGGAGCAUGUGGAGUCCUGGUGUGGAGUCCCGUGCUCUCUCCCUUACCACCCCUUUUAAGGGUGAUGUGUGGUGUCCCCUCUCUCUGCAGAGGCAGCACGGAGGGCCCAGGAGGUCCAGGCUCCCAUGGGGUGUUCCUGUGUGCAUGUUUUUCUCUCUUGUGCGUUGUGUCAUUUUCCUUGCCCUUGUCCCUCCAUCCUUUCAGUGGUAGGAAGUGACCUUGUUGGUCACUGGGAUCUCAGCUGAGAGUUGAGGAAGCAAGAUCUAAGAUGCAGCCCAGUUCUUCACAGCCUAGCAGGCUCCUUCAGCGGCCUUUUGUGCCACACCCGUGACAAUGGAAUAAGAGUCCAAACCUGCUUCCUCUGACCUGGUCUCACUUUGAAGUUGAGAGCUGAGAAAGCUUCCCAUAGUACUUCAUCUCCUGUGGCACUUAGCACUUCUGUCUGGUAUCCUAGGUAUCUGCAUUCAUUUAAUCUUCCCUACUAGAUUGUACGCUCCUGGAGGGCAGAGGCCACUCUUGGUCAUAUUUGUACCUUCCUACUGUCCUGGCACCUAGCACAGUGCCUUGCACACAGAAACAAUAAACGAUUGUUGAAUGAACAAGUAAAUCUGAUUGUGGUGUUCUGUUGCUCUUUCAGCAAGAAGUCUAGCUGAUGUCCUUUAAGUCAGAGAAUUUGAAGCAAUGGAGCAACAUAAAGUCCACCAUCUUUGUUUUCAAGGCAGUCACUUGAAACGUUCUAAGAUAUGUUGGGCUAGGAAAGGAAACUGCUCUAUUUGAUCUACUUGAGACUUGUGAAAUCAUCUUUGCUCACAAUAUUUAUCAGUAGUAGUGGUGAAAAGUGCCACGUACUAGAUAUAAUUAGUUGUCCCAAAAAUCUAAAUAAACUUGUGCUAAUACAUAGAAAUAGGCAACAAGAUAGAGAAGGUAAGUAUGAUAUUCUAUGCUCAUUAUCCAGAUCUCAGACAUCUGACUUUAUGUACUUUAAGCCAAAUAUACUAUUUUGCUCUGUAGUAUAUCAAAGAUUGAAAUAUUCUUGGUAUAGUGGGACUGCAGUUAAUAAGGCUGUUCAAAGAAUGGGCUAUUCUGGGUUUCUGAGGCUUUGCCAGUGAAGCCUUUUGGUUUUAAGCCAUACUUUUUGUGAAAAUGCUAAAAGAUGGUAGCCAAUUUGUUUGCUUUCAAAUGAAUACUAACGACUGAGGAUCAUUCAAAACUUGAGGGAUGUCAUUCUGAACUGCAGUAAUCACAAUUAUAAACGCUGUCGGGACUGUAGAUGUUAAAGCGAGUGUUCACUGAGCUAACUUGGUAGACGGCCAAGUUGCUCUUAGAUUAAAUUCCUUGGUAAAAGCGGCUUUUGUUGUCAACUGCUUCCCUCUGAAGCUGGGUAGGAGGGGUGAGCAGGUGAGAGGUCAGAAUCAGCUAGCUGAGAGCUGAGGUUUGCUGGUGGCUCCCUCUGCGGUGUGUCUGCUUCGCUACAUCCGUUCCGAAGCGAUCCUGUUUUCAUCUACAUAGUUUCCAUUAAACAUUAGAACUUAGUCAAAAUGUGCGUCAGUUUAACAUAUACUUAAAUUCCUAUUCUCUAGUGGAUCACCUUGUGUGUCUGAUAUUCAACCAAAAAAACCAAACCAAACCCAUUGCCGUCGAGUUAAUUCCAACUCAUAGUG
Molecule: messenger RNA, 4208 nt
Organism: Trichechus manatus latirostris (Florida manatee)
Lineage: Eukaryota; Metazoa; Chordata; Mammalia; Sirenia; Trichechidae
Gene: CNIH4
Product: cornichon family AMPA receptor auxiliary protein 4
Exons: 5
Coding region: 222-458 (78 amino acids)
Biological process (GO): endoplasmic reticulum to Golgi vesicle-mediated transport
Cellular component (GO): COPII-coated ER to Golgi transport vesicle; endoplasmic reticulum membrane
Source: RefSeq, a predicted model, not a curated record